Chiloscyllium plagiosum (whitespotted bambooshark) is the source of this 4531-nucleotide messenger RNA. It is a transcript of the gene med8, whose product is annotated as mediator complex subunit 8. The record is from RefSeq and is a predicted model, not a curated record. Lineage: Eukaryota; Metazoa; Chordata; Chondrichthyes; Orectolobiformes; Hemiscylliidae. Gene Ontology annotation, biological process: regulation of transcription by RNA polymerase II. Gene Ontology annotation, molecular function: transcription coregulator activity; RNA polymerase II cis-regulatory region sequence-specific DNA binding. Gene Ontology annotation, cellular component: mediator complex; core mediator complex.
ACUCCCCCCUCUGACCCCUGACCUCCCGCCACCCGGAACCGGAAACGGGGAGAUCGAGGUCGAGGCAGCCAUGCAGCCACAAGAAGAAAAGCAGUUGGAGGCAUCUGUGGACGCCAUUAUCAGUCGGGUGGCUGAUUUGAAAAGCUCUUUGGCAGCUUUCAUCCUCAAAUUAGAGAAUGAAUUUGAACGAAUGAACUGGCCUUCAGUAUUGGAUAACUUUGCCUUGGUAUCUGGCCAGCUGAACACUUUGAACAAGCUCCUGAGAAAUGAAAAAACACCACUGUUAAGAAAUCAAGUCAUCAUUCCAUUGCUGCUUUCUCCUGACCGUGAUGAUGAACUAAUGAAACUAACAGAGGGUCGAGUUCCUGUUUUCAGUCAUGAGGUGGUUCCUGAUCAUCUCCGAACCAAACCAGACCCAGAAGUAGAAGAACAGGAGAAGCAAUUGAGUACAGAGGCAGCACGCUUAGCACCUGAUGUAGCUCAGAAACACAUCCAGUCAUUGAACAAAAUGUGUAGCAAUUUACUUGACAAACUUAACAACACUCGGGAGGAACGGGAGUCUGAGAGUGGAGCUUCCCGUCAGAACAAGCAGACCUUUAACCCAGCUGAUACCAAUGCUUUAUUGGCAGCUAUUGGAUUUGGGAAAGGAUUGUCCAAACCAAUUCGACCAACUCCCCAAGGUGGACCAGUCUCGUCAGGUCAGCCCGUGCCAGGUGCUAGUCUCCAGGGUGGUCCAAAUAUAGCACAGGUGUCAAUACAAAGUGGGUCUAACCAACAGGGUAUGCAAGGCCAGGUUCCACCGCAGCAAGGUCAGCCAGGUAAGAUGCCAAGUACCAUAAAAACCAACAUCAAGUCUGCAUCAAUGCAUCCGUAUCAGAGAUGAAAUAUAACCCAACUAAGGCUGUCAAACAAUUACAAUGGAGUCUCUGAAGAUCUCAACAAGAAAAUUGAGAUCACAUGGAAUGAGAGUUACUCCACCAAGUAAAGAAUCAGUUUUGAAAGGGAUCUUGUCAUAAAUUGACAUUUUUGUUGGCUGGUCAAGAAGCCUGUGUGCAAAUAGAAUCUACUGUACUUAGGUUUUAUUUUCUAAACUUGGUUAAAUUAUACACUUCAGUGGAGGUGAUUCACUGAUCUUGCAUGUAAAACAAAUAUUUGCCUAAUGCUCCUGAACCUCAAACAAGGUUCAUACAAGGGACGUUCCGGUAAUCACUAAAUCUGUUCCUAGUGGUGUCCUUGAGGUAGGUAAACUGUAUAAUUAAAAAUUAAUCACUUCCAUUUUUAUAUCUUAACCAGAAGGUUACUAUCAAUUUGCAUAUGAUCAAAUCUUGCAGAGUGCCAAAUUUUAAAUUUUUAGAUCUGACUUUUGAGAGUAAGCACAGUAAUGUAAAUUGACUGACCUAAUAUGUGGAGAAAGUGAGGACUGCAGAUGCUGGAGAUCAGAGCUUAAAAAUGUGUUGCUGGAAAAGCGCAUAUGUGACCAAGUGUGGAAAGAAGGAGCUCUGGCAGAAUUGAAAUCAAUAGGAAUCAGGGCAAAACUUUCCACUGGCUGGAGGCACUCAACGCACGAAGAAAGCUGACUAUGGUUAUUGGAGGCUAAUAGUCUUAGCCUCAGGACAUCACUACAGGAGCUCCAAGGCCCAAUCACCUUGGCUGCUCCAAUGAUCAUUGCAUCAUAAAAGUGAAGAUGUUCUCUGAAGAUUGCACCAUGUUUAGUAUCAUUCACAGCUCUUCUUAUACUGAAGUUAAUUUCCAGGUCUUUUUGUAUGUGGAUAACAUGUAUGCUUAACCUGAUGACAUUUGUAUCAAACAAGUGCUACAUAAUGUUUUCGCCAGUGAGUGUAAUGUAGUCAUCACCCCAUGACUUUACUGCUCUUACCAUCAUUGAAUCCCUCAGCAUCAAAUCCUAGGACAUAAUAUUCACGAGAAAUUAAGUGCCCAGGCAUAAAUACUGAGACUGAAAGUGCAGGCCAGCAAUGGAGAAUUCUCCAGUGAACAACUAAGCUGACUCCCCAAAGUCUGUCAACCACCCAUGAAGCACAAGCCAGGAGAGUGAAGAAUAUUCCCCACUUGCCUGAAUGAGUGCAGUUGCAACACACAAGAAGCUGGACACCAUCCAGAAUAAGGCAGUUCACUUGAUGAAGCAUAACUUAAUUGGAGUGUAUAUAGAUCCUGAACCAUCUUGAUUCAGUUGAUGUUGAAAUGACAUUUCCUCUUAAUGAAUCCAGAACUAGAGGGCACUGAUUUGAAAUUAGCGGUUGCCCUUUUAGGAUAGAUCAGGUUUGUUUUUUUUCUUGUGGAAAAAACUUUAGAACACAGUCUCAAAUGGUGGUGGAUACAGGAACACUGAAUAUUUUUAAAGGUAGUGGUAGAUCGAUCUUGUGAAGCAAAGAUCAAAGGUUAAUAGGUGUAACUGGGAAUGUGGAAUUCAGAACAUGCAACCAUUAUCAUAUUGAAUGACAGAGGUCAAGGGGCCAAAAGGCCUUUUGUUCCUAGUUUAUAUUUUUUGUCUGCAUCAACACUUCACCCACCAUCAAUGCAUAUAAUGCCAGAAUUGUGUACCAUCUACAAGUUUGAGAUGGUCAUUGUCUGGCAUUUGUGUGGUGCAAAUGUCACUUGUCAGCCUAAGGCCUGGAUAUUACACCGAGUAAAUCAAAUUGACUGAUUUUGAUGCUGGGGAUCUCUGAGGAGGCCAAGAUAUGUCAUCCACUUGGCUCUUCUGGCUAAAGAUCACAGCGAAUGUGUCAGCCUUAUCUUUGCACUUGCACUGAACUCUUCAUUCGUUAAGAAUGGGAAUAUUUGUGGAGCUUCCUCCUCUGGUGAGUUCUUUAAUUGUCCAUUAUCAUUUAUGAUUGGAUAUGGCAGGAUUUUAGAAUUUAGAUCUGAUCUGUUGGUGGUGGGAUUGCUUAGUGCUGUCUAUCAAUUACUGCUUAAGCUGUUUGGCAUACAAGUAGUCCUGUUUGGUGGCUUCACCAAAUUGAUACCUCAUUUUUAGUUAUGUCUGGUGCUGCUCCUGGCAUGCCCUCCUGCACUCACCGUUGACCCAGAGUUGGUCUCCUGAUUUGAUGAUAAUGGUUGAGUCGGCGAUAUGCUGGGCCAUGGAGGGUACAGAUUGUACUGGACUACAGUUCCGCUGUUAUUAAUAGCCCACAGUGCCUCAUAGGUGCCCAUCUUGUGUUGACAGAUCUAUUUGAAGUCUGUCCCAUUUAGGACAGUGAUAAUGCCACGCAAGAUGAUGGAGGGUUUUCUUAAUAUGUGAAGGUGGGUCUUUGUUUCCACGAGGAUUGUGUGGUAGUCACCCUGACUGAUACUGUCAAGGACAAACGCAUCAACAGCUGGCAGAUUGGUAAGGAUGAAAUAAGUUAUGUUUUUCUCUCGUUAGCUCCCUCACCACCUGCUGCAGACCCAGUCUAGCAGAUGUGUUCUUUAAUAUCCACCACCAAGAAUGACUUGGCAGGAUUCUAAAAUCCCCCAGCCAGAGUACAUUUUUGUACCAUUGUCACCCUCGGUGUUUCUUCCAAGUGUUGCUCAACAUGGAGGAGUCCUGAUUCAUCAGCUGAGGGAGGAUGGUAUGUGGUAAUUAACAGAAGGUUUUGUUGCCAGUAUUUAUAGAGGAACCUCAAUUAUCCGAAAGACAUGAGUGGGGAUUAUUUCGUUUGGUUAAUUGAAUGCCGAUAACAUAGUUUAGCCAAGCAUCGGGACGUUUCAAUCUUGUUCGGAUAAUUGAGGUUCCUCUGUACACUAUACCACCUUAAAAAGGACAAAAGCGCCCAAUGUUUAGGAUUGCCACCAUAAUUGCAAAUCCCCCAUUAAGGCAUUCCUUCUUUUAAGAGUUGGAACUAUUUUGCCAUUUCUUCACUUGUUGCAGUGAAAUCUUAGAACUCCCGAACAACAAAAUGAUUGGACUUGUACAAACCAGACUCCACUAGCUCAAGUUCUGGCUCACCUUCACCUUUUCAGUUGCAGUGGUCAACAACAAAUGCUGACCUUGACAACUUUGUUCCAAGAUAAGGUAAAAACAUUAAAAUCUCACGUAGUUUGUAUUAUCUUCCCUCCUCUGCCACCCCUUUCAGAUUGUGGUUUGACCCCUCUCAUUUAUCAACAGUAUUUAAUGAUGGCAUCUAGAUGAUAGCCCUAUUUUCAUCCAAUUAUGCAUUGGAUCCAAAUUUUAGAAAAAUUAAGCAUGGUGAGUUUACAAUUACACCUGGUAUAGAAAUCCCUUAAAAAAUAAUCUGCAUCCUGUAUUGCUUUCCCCAAGCUACACAAGACUUGUCCAGAUUUUCAUUUGCUAAAAUCAAAACAUUGUCCUCUUUGUCUUAAUGUAGAGUUAAUGAUUCACAUAAAAUGGGAUUUGGAUAUGACUGAAAGAGAAGGGUCCUUUGAAGUGUAACCACAUUUAGAUGAAACAGGGAUAACUGGGUGAGAAUUGGAGAUAAGCACCAUAAAGUGGCAUUGUAGGCAAAAGCAAGGAAAUUGAAGAUAAAGAGUGUGUUGAUAAUUCUACCAAUAAAUGUAGCACCACAAAACUUGAAGA